Molecule: messenger RNA, 3381 nt
Organism: Patiria miniata (bat star)
Lineage: Eukaryota; Metazoa; Echinodermata; Asteroidea; Valvatida; Asterinidae
Product: serine-aspartate repeat-containing protein F-like
Exons: 8
Coding region: 22-1704 (560 amino acids)
Source: RefSeq, a predicted model, not a curated record
UUGCCUCAUCCGUGGCCCACGAUGCGUCGACUUCCCUGGACCCUCGGCAGUCUCGUCUUGAUUUUGCUGCUGGCCGUGCACUGGACCCGAGCCCGGUCGCUGCCACUCAACGAUGAUCCUGAAACCGAGGCUGGAAAUGAGGUUCCGAAGAUGACCAAGUAUGGCUGCGUGCUGCUCAUCUUCAAGCAUCCCACCGGACUCCCCGACUGUGUCCAUGAGUUCUUCAAAGAGCCGGACUCACUUAAAAUGAUUUCGGACCUCCGACAAGAACUCACACAGAGCGAGUCCAACGAAGAAGCCGAAAAUGAAGAGGUCGUUGAUGGGCAAGAAGACGUAGAUAACGAUGUCAACGUCCCCUCUAAAAGGGUUGAGGAGAUAGCUGACGUUAAUGAUCAGCUGGGUGAAGAUCUGCGCAUGCUGUCAAGAAACUCCCCACCUGUGAAAGUCGAGAUUAUGGAUACCGAUGCUGAUGUCACUACUGACCAAGACAAUGACGAGGAUGGUGAUGAUGACGAUGAUGGGGAUGAUGAUGGGGAUGAUGGGGAUGUUGGUGAUGUCAAAGAAGAGGAGAAGGACAUCGGAGAAGAAGAGGUCGUUGAUGAUGAUGAUGAAGACGAUGAUGACGACGACGAAGAUGAUGACGACGAGGAUGAUGAUAUUGAAGAGAAACUUUUAAAGCAAGGAGAAGAGUUAGUUGAUGAAGAGGAAGACAAAGAUGACGACGAUGUCGAUGAAGAGGGAGACGGUGAUGGUGUGGCCAAGGAAGUCAUCAAUAACGACGAUGGUGAUGACGAUGACGAGGAUGACGAGGAUGACGAUGACGACGAAGAAGACGUUAACACGACUGAGAAGGAAGUCAUUGGGGAGUUCAAGGACCAGGCGGCUGACGACGACGACGAUGAUGACGACGAUGAUGAUGAAGUUGAUGAAGAUGAUGACAAACAGGGCACCGCAGAUGGUGCUGAAAUCGGGGAUGAUGACGAUGACAACGACGGUGAUGACGAUGGUGAGGAGGCAGCACUGUCACCACAAGAGGUCGAAGAGGAGACAGAAACACUCGUGAGCAAAAUCUACAAUAUGCUGCAGGCGUUUGUCACCCGGGAAAAGGUCAACGAUGGUGACGAUGAUGGCGACGAUGAAACAGAGUUCAAAGAUCCAAAUGAACUCGGCGAGGGAGCUGAAGACAACGAUGACGACGACGAAGAUGAUGAUGACGGUGCAAAUGUCAUCAGCCAGAUCCUCGAGGAAGCUAGCAAGGACGACGAAGACGAUGACGACGAUGAUGGUGAUGAAGAAGAUUUCGUCGCUGCCGAUGGUGAUGAAGGUGAAGUUGAAGAUGUUGACGACGACAACGAGAAUAACGAAAAAGACGAGGAGGAGGAGGAGAAGGAUGAUGAUGCUGGAAUCGGUGUCAAGGAAGAAGAGGAUGCCAAGGACUCUGGCACGGACAUGGAGCAAGAGCUGGAAGAUAUCGGUCAGGCGAGAAACACUGAGGACGCCGCCGCCGAUGAUGACGAAGACGAUGAUGACGAAGAAGAAGAUGACGAUGAUCAGGAUAAGUUAGAGGCAAAGAAGCAAACAAUAACCGAUCUCGAGAAGGAACUGCUGGAGGCCCUCACCAAGACUGAAAACGAUCAGGACGUGGUGGACGAAGAUGACUUCAUCGGGCAGCUGCAGCACGUAGCAGAUAAAUCCAACAGAUAAUGACUGAACAGCGCCACCUCGCGGCCGGAGAUGCACGGCAUCAUGUACACGGAAUUAUUAACAAAACGAUUCAUGACAAAGUCAUCGUAUAACAUAUAAUAUUUCAAGCAUUAUUUUUAAAUGGUUUGAAGACGAUCACUUAUGGUGUUGUUAAAUUGGUUAAAUUCUGCCUGCAAUGAAAAAUGACUGCUUCUAUAUGAGUGAACUAAAAUCGACAUUAUGAUGAUAAUUUAAUGUGCCGGAUGUAAACUUGAAAAUAUGCACAAGAAAUCGCUCUUCACUGCCCUGCAUUAAUAGUGUUAUAACGUCAGUUUCAAUGAUAUAGACAUUGCACGUAAAAACCACUUUAAAGUUCUUUUGAUUAUUUUACAGGCACUGUGGUUAGUAGAGGGAAAUCUGCACGUGACAUAUGAACUGAUAAUUGUUUUCUCUCGAAAUACAUACGAAACUUCAAAACAGUCUAGGAAAGUUAAAAUUAUAUUGUUGUGCAAUGCUAUUAUUUUGUAGUAGGUCCACAAUGUUUGGCACGAUUAUAUUACGUUCAUUGCACACAAUAGAAUUGGUUGUGAAAGAGUUCUCUAAAACUUUUGAUCGGAAGUUUAUGUAAAUAUAUGUCACCGAAUAUUUGAGUGAUUUUAAAAGCACUGUGUGGAGCACAAAUCGAACAUUUUGCACUAUCACUGUAUUCAUCGCAAUAAUGUACAGUACAGUUUUCGUAAUAUUUGUGGAUUGGCAGUGAACAUUUUCCCUUCACCAACCUUUUCUUAUUUUUAUAUUUUCAUAGUGUGUUCUUGAUGUGGGGUCAAUGAACUCGUAGAAUUACCAAUAUACCCUUGUGGCAAUUGAAGUGAAAAUUAAAAGCUAGAAAUUGAAAGAAAAUACCUUGACGAUAUAUGUAUCGUGCUUUUAAAGUCCUCAUAGAUUUGAGAUUGUAUAGAAAAAAAAAUCCCGUAAAAUAAAAAUGAAGAUUUUGGGUUGCUGUAAUGUACAGAAAAUGCCAUUAGAUAUGCCAUGUUUCAUUAAAUUUCAAAAAUAUACAGACAAAAAAAUAAGGUUAAGGCAUUACUCACAUCAUUUUUUAGUUUUCUUUCGUUAAUUGGUGAUAUUAAUUAACCUACUUGAUGAUGUUCUUACUCAGAGUUGUUUUGAGGCUUGCAGUUGAAGCUUUAGUUUAACAAUAAAAGUUAUCUCUGUUGUGUAUAAUUUGUCGUCAUUACUAAGUAUAGGAUAUUAAGAGCAGAAAUUCCUACGUAUUAUAAACGUUCAACUUUAUCAAUUAAUUUUGUGCAACUUAUGAAAUAUAUUGAGAAAUUCAUUCCUAACGAUAUGAUUGAAUAAAAGUUUGAAAAGGUCAUAAUUCUAAAAUCAGGAAACAGGAAUAAUGUUUGUUUUAAAAAUACUGUCGUUCUUGUACCAAAUUAACAAAAACGUAUUUAUUCUAAUUUAGUUGAUAUGGAAGAUUAUUCGAUAAAAUGGAAAAAUGAUAACUUAAGGAUGCAGUAUUCUCUUUCAAAUGACAUUUCGAAAUAUAUUUGUGUUAUUUUUUUGACUUGUGUCCUUUAAAACGGUGUUUUUCAAAAUAUCGCGUUAAAUCAUCAAUUAUUGUCAGAUGUUGUGAAAAGAUAUAUUGGCAAAAUUCGAAUUAAAUAUUUCAAUUUGCGUGUAACUGCCGUAUGA